Messenger RNA from Manihot esculenta (cassava), 1416 nucleotides. Its product is annotated as farnesyl pyrophosphate synthase 1. Gene Ontology annotation, cellular component: cytoplasm. Gene Ontology annotation, biological process: trans, trans-farnesyl diphosphate biosynthetic process. NCBI's taxonomy places the organism in Eukaryota, Viridiplantae, Streptophyta, Magnoliopsida, Malpighiales, Euphorbiaceae. The record is from RefSeq and is a predicted model, not a curated record. The transcript is spliced from 12 exons. Gene Ontology annotation, molecular function: (2E,6E)-farnesyl diphosphate synthase activity; dimethylallyltranstransferase activity. Bases 179 to 1207 code for a protein of 342 amino acids.
AGGCAAAUAAAGACAGUAGGUUGAUAGCCACAACGCCAAGAACAGGAAUCUUCACUCAACAUCAUCUCUGCCCCUCCCCAAGUAUUUAAUUUGCCAUUUUCUCCGCAAAUCAUCCUCAUUAUCUUUCUUCAUUCUCUCUCUGUUUUCAGUUUUUCUCCCCAAUCUCCGGUUUGAAUUCAUGGCGGAUCUGAAGUCAACAUUCUUGAGGGUCUAUUCUGUCCUCAAGCAGGAGCUCCUUGAGGACCCUGCUUUCGAAUGGACACCAGAUUCCCGUCAAUGGGUUGAGCGGAUGUUGGACUAUAAUGUGCCUGGAGGGAAGCUGAAUAGGGGGCUUUCUGUGGUUGACAGCUACAAAUUGUUGAAAGAUGGACGGGAAUUAACAGAAGAAGAAAUCUUUCUUGCAAGUGCUCUUGGUUGGUGUAUUGAAUGGCUGCAAGCGUAUUUUCUUGUCCUUGAUGACAUUAUGGAUAGUUCUCAUACCCGACGUGGUCAGCCUUGUUGGUUUAGGGUGCCCAAGGUUGGUCUGAUUGCCACAAAUGAUGGGAUUUUGCUUCGCAAUCACAUUCCCAGGAUUCUUAAAAAGCACUUCCGGGGGAAGGCAUACUAUGUAGAUCUUCUAGAUUUGUUUAAUGAGGUGGAGUUUCAAACAGCCUCAGGACAGAUGAUAGAUCUAAUUACAACACUUGAAGGAGAAAAGGAUUUAUCCAAAUACACUUUAUCACUGCACCGGAGAAUUGUUCAGUACAAAACUGCCUACUACUCAUUUUAUCUUCCCGUUGCUUGUGCAUUGCUCAUGGCGGGUGAGAAUCUGGACAAUCACAUUGCUGUGAAAGACAUUCUUGUUCAGAUGGGAAUCUACUUCCAAGUACAGGAUGAUUAUUUGGAUUGUUUUGGUGAUCCGAAGACAAUUGGUAAGAUAGGAACAGAUAUAGAAGAUUUUAAGUGCUCGUGGUUGGUCGUGAAGGCUUUAGAACAUUGCGAUGAAGAGCAAAAGAAAGUGUUAUAUGAGCACUAUGGGAAAGCUGACCCAGCCAGUGUAGCAAAGGUGAAGGUCCUUUAUAAUGAACUGAACCUUCAGGGAGUAUUCAUGGAGUAUGAGAAUGAAAGCUAUGAGAUAUUAGUGACUUCCAUUGAAGCUCAUCCUAGCAAGUCAGUGCAAGCAGUGUUGAAAUCCUUUUUGGCCAAAAUUUACAAGAGACAGAAAUAGAAAAGGAAAAAAGAAGGUAUCCAGAUACAUGGAUAAAGAUUGAAUGAUGAUGAUGAUGAAUAAUGCCAUUUUUAUUUUGGAGUUGUCUUUAGUUUCCUAAUUGAAGAUUCUUACUCUUCUUGUAGAACAAAGUUAAACAUUUUGAUAAUUGAUGGUCCUUGUCUGGGACUUGAAUGAAUGUUCAUCAUCAUUGAUGAAAUUUAAGCUUC